AUGAGACUCACCAUCAGCUANAGCGCACACUUGGACAAGGCCUCCAUCAUGAGACUCACCAUCAGCUACCUCAGGGUGCACCGCCUGCUGGCCGCCGGGACAUGGGCGGCCGCAGCGGAGGAUGUGGACGUGUGUUACGCACGCGCGCUCAGCGGGUUCCUGAUGGUGCUGAGCGACGGGGGGGACAUGAUCUUCCUGUCUGAGAACGUCAGCAGGCUGCUGGGGCUGGGCCAGCUGGAGCUGAUCGGUCACAGCGUGUUCGACUUCGUGCACCCGUGUGACCACGAGGAGCUGCACGACGCACUGAGCCCCCGACACGGUCAGACCCCAUAG
Coturnix japonica (Japanese quail) is the source of this 333-nucleotide messenger RNA. Lineage: Eukaryota; Metazoa; Chordata; Aves; Galliformes; Phasianidae. The record is from RefSeq and is a predicted model, not a curated record.